AUGAGCCGCAGAGACGUGGACGAAGCGGCAGUCCUGAAACUCUACGGCAUAUCCAAUAUCAACCCUCAAGUGUGGGAAGAUGUCGACCACGAAAACGAAGGACCCCUAGCUGGUACAUUGGCCAAUGAAGAUGGUGGGAUGAUAGAUGAGAUGGAUCCAUUAGGAAUGAAGGGAAGAUUGUCCAGAUCUAGCAGUAUGGAUAUCAAAACCCGCACUGCUACUUCUCUCUCUUCCAAAGCUUUCGAUCCCAAGGUAUUCUUAUCAGCUCAUCAUCCCGAUGCGUCAUACAACGACCUCCGGAGGGGUAUCUCACAUCUCGAACGUGCAAUCGAAGAUAGGUCAGAGGCAGUACGGAUAUUGGUAGAAGAGAACUUUGAUCGUUUCGUAGCUGUCAAAGCGUCGAGUGAUAUCGUAUACAAAGAUAUGAAAGAAAGUUUCAUGGCGGAUGAUACUGAUCAUGGUACUCGGGAAUUGAGAGAGAUAUUUAAAGUCACUGCUCAUAGAGCUGAUCAGGUGUUUCUCCCCGUACUUGAGAAUGCGGUCAAGGCGCAAAAACUUCGAACAACUUUGGGUGUGUUUGAAAAAUCAAAGUUUCUCUUCAAUCUACCCGGUCUACUGAUGGAUCUCAUCAACGUUGGAAAAUACGAACAGGCUUUACGGGAUUAUAAGCGAGGAAUGUAUUUGAAUUCUUCCAGAACAGGUCAACUCAUACCCGGUCUUCCUGCCAAUACCCCAGAGCAGAAAGCACAACAUCGAAGGAUCUUUGAUAAAGUAUGGACAUCGGUGGAGAAGAUCAUGUCGGACUUGCGGGUCAAAUUGGAUGCUGGUCUCAAGGACAGCUCAAGAUCUGCCGAGGAGCAGGAGAGAACUAUAGAGAUUUUGAUUGAUCUAGAGGGGUGUGAUGAUCCCGCUUGGGCUUAUCUGGAAUAUCAACAUUCACACAUUUUCGAUACUAUGAAAGCUAUACAUAAACGUUGUCUAGAGUCGGUGAAAUCCGCAAAUCAAGCGUGUUCGGAUUUGCCAUCAACAUCCACUUCGCAGGUUGACAAUCUGAGAAGACAAUUGGCAUUAUCACAAUACUUUGUGAACACCAUCAACCGUCAGCCGACCUUUUCGUCUCGUGACUCAUCAGGCAGUUUAGCACCCUCCCGACGCCCUGCGUCCACAUGUCGUUCCAUGGCUUCAGAGAUAAUAAAACUUUACACCUCGCUUCUCUCACAAUUCUUCACUCUAUCCGAUGUGGCAGUAGCGGAAUCCAAUCGGAAGAAAAGUGAUAUUAAUCCUCCAAUACCUUCAUUCGUUCCUCUGUCCACGUCAGUGAUAACAGCAUGUUUCUUCGGUGAGAAAUUAGUGGAAGAGGUUGCCGAAUGUACCGGAGAAUUAGCCGCUGUGGACGUAGGGAGUGAAUCUUCUAAUGCUUUGAGGGGUAUGUUGGACUCUUUGAGAUGGAGAAUGUUAGAAGUCAUAUCUUCUACUUGGACCCGUGAUUCUAAAGUCCUUCAUGAAUUAGAAGAUUGGACACAUUAUUCCUCAAGCAAAGCAUCUACAAAGUAUUUGAAUCUUAUGGAAGAAUUUCAACUCCGAAUAAUGAGAUCUUUAAAACAAAUUUCUUCCAGACCAAAUGAGAAAGAAGUUGUUCCAGGGAAUUAUAAACGUAAACUGAAAGAAUUAUUCGUCAACACCACCAAUGGGUUAUUGAGCAAUAUGAUACAAGCUACUCAGAUUAUCCCUGAAGAACCUCAAAAACGUCGACCUUCUCGUAUUUCCCACACGAAACUUUUGACUUUGAAAGAUGUGGAUUUGAGGUUGUUAGUGACUUUGAGCAAGAUAUAUACAAUACGACAGGAUAUAUUACCUGACUUAUGUCAGAAAAUCAGUAAGAUGAUAGAGGUGGAUAUGUCUCAAGAACAGAGGGAUAUAGAAGGGUUAGUGGUGAAUAUGGAUAAAAAGGUGUUCAAGGAUUAUGUGGAAAGACGAUCAAUUGGGUUGGUGGAGGUUAUUAAAGAUGGUAUACUUAAUGGAGAAAUAGAUUGGUUGAAUGCUCCCAAACCUUCUGAAAUCCGACCAUAUAUGCAUAAAGCUAUCCUCAUGUUGGUCGACACUCAUUCCAAAGUUGGUGAUCUUGCUCCUGCGCUAUUACCUAGAGUUUUAGAAGCUUUGGUGGAAGUCAUAGCUACUGUAGCUUUGGAUAGUUUUCAAAAAGUAUCAAAAUUCGGAACGGGUGGUAUGCUCACGGCAACUCUAGAAUUCGAAUAUUUUCAUCAAUCCAUCGGAACAUAUGUCACUCCUGCAGCAAACGAAUCACUCAAUAAAGUAUACGAAGUCAUUUCUCAAUCUUAUCGAAGACAAAAGAGUCAAGAUGAAUUUCAACAUGAACUUGAUAGUCUUCGAAAGGUAUUGCACGAUGCACAUAAAGCUACGGGAGCUGGAACUCUUUGUUUCAAGCCGAAAAAGGCUCGUGGGCAGAAUGACCGGGGUGAAAAGUCAAGAGAAGGUAAAAGAUAA
This is a messenger RNA of Tremella mesenterica DSM 1558, 2505 nucleotides long. RefSeq lists its product as uncharacterized. The record is from RefSeq and is a predicted model, not a curated record. The coding region runs from base 1 to 2505 and encodes 834 amino acids. The transcript has 14 exons. Gene Ontology annotation, cellular component: exocyst. Gene Ontology annotation, biological process: Golgi to plasma membrane transport; exocytosis. Lineage: Eukaryota; Fungi; Basidiomycota; Tremellomycetes; Tremellales; Tremellaceae.